Molecule: messenger RNA, 1080 nt
Organism: Tricharina praecox
Lineage: Eukaryota; Fungi; Ascomycota; Pezizomycetes; Pezizales; Pyronemataceae
Product: HAD-like domain-containing protein
Exons: 1
Coding region: 53-889 (278 amino acids)
Source: RefSeq, a predicted model, not a curated record
GUCCAGUCCGAGUGAUUCCCGAUGCCUCGCAAACACCCCUACCUACCUCACAAUGACCGCACCCGAACCGGCGUCAGGUGGUCCGUGCAGGGUCCAAUGCAACAACAUACCCCACCACCCCACCUCAAUCGACAUCACCGCCAUGUCUCUCCCCACACGCCUCCGCUUCCUCCCACUGCGCAGCUCCAACGCGGCUACUCCCACAGCGUUGGCGGCGGCUGGAACGCCGACCCUCUCCGGCGUAAUCUUCGACGUCGACGGCACGCUCACCACGCCGCAGCCGUGGAUGUUCAUCAAGAUGCGGCAGCUCCUGUCCGUUCCUUCGGGGGUGGACAUUCUUUCCUACGUGUCCACGAGCGCCGAUCCGGCGAGCUCGCUCGCGCUCAUCGAGCGGAUCGAAGACGAGGCGAUGCUGGCGGCGAUCAUUACGGCGGGCGCCGAGCCGCUGCUCGAGUACCUGGCGGCGCACGGCAUCCGCAAGGCGAUCCUGACGCGCAACUAUGCGGCGCCGGUGUCGCACCUGCUGUCGAGACACCUCGGUCUACGACAUACCUUCGAUCCGGUCGUCACCCGGGAGUUUUAUCCGCCGAAACCGGAGCCACAUGGCAUUCGACAUAUUGCACGCCUGUGGGGCUGCCAGACUAGCGAGGUGCUCAUGGUCGGUGACUCGAUCGAUGAUAUGGCCGCCGGACGGAGCGCCGGUGCCGCGACGGUGCUGGUGAGUCACGACGGGAAUGGCGCGAUUCGCGAGCAUGAGUUUACAGAUUGCGUGGUGGAGAGGUUGGAUCAGCUGAUUGAUGUGCUGGAGGGUGGGUUUAGGGAGGUUGUUAGGCCGUUGAAGGAAACAAAGAUGGAGUUGGAGGAUGCGAAGAUAACCUUGGAGAAGUAAAUUGUAUGCACACAUAAUGUGAAUCACUUCCCAUGGGCCAUGGGUAGGCGGGAUGGCAAAGCAAAAACUAAGAAAAAAAGUAAUAGCAACACCUCGUUUCGAUCGAGGGACCUCCGGGUUAUGAGCCCGGCGCGCUUCCGCUGCGCCAUGUUGCUUGGUCAAUGCUAAUGAACAGACUAAACAUAACAGAC